AUGCCUUGUGAAAAGUGUGAACAAAAGUUAAAGAAACUACCAACACCUGAUGUAAAUAAUAGUAUUAACAGAUCAUUCGGAAGCAACAAAUUAUUGAUGUAUAAUAAUAAGCAAAAAUUUAACAACAAUAGAAAAUGCAAACAAUGCAAUAGUCAAUUACAUGUCGAUGGGAAAUAUUGUUCCAUGUGCGCAUAUAAAUUAGGAAAAUGCCACAUUUGUGGUAAAACCAUAACCGAUAAUUCCGCGCAUAAUAUGUCCAUUAUAUAA
Messenger RNA from Plasmodium reichenowi, 267 nucleotides. RefSeq names its product cysteine-rich PDZ-binding protein, putative. The coding region runs from base 1 to 267 and encodes 88 amino acids. The record is from RefSeq and is a predicted model, not a curated record. The transcript has 4 exons. NCBI's taxonomy places the organism in Eukaryota, Apicomplexa, Aconoidasida, Haemosporida, Plasmodiidae. Gene Ontology annotation, molecular function: microtubule binding. Gene Ontology annotation, biological process: cytoplasmic microtubule organization.